Molecule: messenger RNA, 2872 nt
Organism: Frankliniella occidentalis (western flower thrips)
Lineage: Eukaryota; Metazoa; Arthropoda; Insecta; Thysanoptera; Thripidae
Gene: su(r)
Product: dihydropyrimidine dehydrogenase [NADP(+)]
Biological process (GO): thymine catabolic process; uracil catabolic process
Cellular component (GO): cytosol; cytoplasm
Molecular function (GO): uracil binding; iron-sulfur cluster binding; NADP binding
Source: RefSeq, a predicted model, not a curated record
CGUCGCGUCCCGUCUGCAGUCGACUUGGAGCAGUCGCAGCGAGAGGUUGUACUGCUCCACCGCCACCCGUAUCUUAUCCGCCGCUGUGAGUGGUGCAUCGACAAGUUCAUCAGCAGCGCAUCCCCCAGCACUGCAUCGCCCGACCCGUCGACGAGAGACCGACACGAGACCGCCAGAGGACAACAUGGCCCCGCCCGCCCUCAGCAAGGAUGCGCCGGACAUCGAGCAGGGCUACCAGGCCGUGUUCGUGGGCAUCGGCAUGCCGCAGGCCAAGCCCUUCCCCGUGUUCGCCGGCCUGAGCCGCGAGCACGGCUACUACUCCAGCAAGGACUUCCUGCCCGAGGUCGCCCGGGGCAGCAAGGCAGGCAUGUGCGGCUGUUCCUCGCGGCCCGCGCUGCCCGCGCUGCACGGCAACGUGAUCGUGCUGGGCGCCGGGGACACCGCCUUCGACUGCGCCACGUCCGCACUGCGCUGCGGCGCCAGGAGGGUGUUCGUCGUGUUCCGGAAGGGCUUCCGUAACAUCCGCGCCGUGCCCGAGGAGAUGGAGCUGGCCGUGGAGGAGAAGUGCGAGUUUCUGCCAUUCCUCAGCCCCAAGGAGGUGAUCGUGCGCGGGGGGCGAAUCGCAGCCGUCGAGUUCACCCGCACCGAGCAGCUGGAUGACGGCACUUGGGUCGAGGACCCGGAGCAAACGACCCGCGUCAAGGCCAACUUCGUCAUCUCCGCGUUUGGCUCCGGGCUGUACGACGAGGAUGUCCGCGCCGCCCUGGCGCCCCUGCGCCUCAACAAGUCCGGCACCCCGGAGGUGGACGCCGCCACGAUGGCGUCGUCCGAGCCCGGCGUCUUCUGCGGCGGCGACAUUGCCGGGCUGUCCGAGACGACAGUGGAAUCUGUCAACGACGGCAAGACGGCUGCCUGGUUCAUGCACAAGUACAUCCAGGAGCGGCACGGCGGCAGUGUCCCGUCCGAGCCGUGUCUACCGCGCUUCUACUCGGCCGUGGACCGUGUCGACCUGAGCGUGGAAAUGUGCGGCGUGCGCUUCCCCAACCCCUUCGGACUGGCGUCAGCGCCGCCCACCACCUCCUCCGCCAUGAUCCGACGCGCCUUCGAGGCUGGCUGGGGUUUCGCGGUCACCAAGACGUUCGCCCUGGACAAGGACAUCGUGACGAACGUGUCGCCGAGGAUCGUCAAGGGGUCCACGUCACGACACCACUACGGCCCCGAACAGGGCUCCUUCCUCAACAUUGAACUUAUCUCGGAGAAGUGCCAGGACUACUGGCUCACCAGCAUCAGGGAGCUUAAGAGGGACUUCCCGGACAAUGUGCUGGUCGCGAGCAUCAUGUGCUCGUACAACAAGGAGGACUGGGUGAAGCUGAGUGGGCUCGCCGAGGAGGCUGGCGCCGACAUGCUGGAGCUCAACCUGUCCUGUCCCCAUGGCAUGGGCGAGUCCGGGAUGGGGCUGGCCUGCGGUCAGAAACCAGAGCUCGUGCGUGACAUCUCGCGCUGGGUGCGCGACACCGUCCAGAUCCCCGUCUUCAUCAAGCUCACGCCCAACAUUACCGACAUCGUGACCAUCGCCAAGGCCGCGCACGAGGGCGGCGCCAGCGGCGUGUCGGCCAUCAACACGGUGUCGGGGCUCAUGAGCCUGCGCGCGGACGCCACCCCCUGGCCGGCCGUGGGGCGGCGCGAGUCGGGCUUCCGCACCACGUACGGCGGCGUGUCCGGCAACGCCACUCGGCCCAUGGGGCUGCGCGCCGUGUCCGCCAUCGCCCGGGAGCUGCCCGGCUUCCCCAUCAUGGGCAUCGGGGGCGUGGACUCGGCCGACGUCGGGAUCCAGUUCCUACAGGCGGGGGCCACCACGCUGCAGGUGUGCAGCGCCGUGCAGAACCAGGACUUCACGCUCAUCGACGACUACGUGUCCGGCCUCAAGGCUCUGCUGUACCUCAAGGCCCUCGAGCUCCCUGGCUGGGACGGACAGAGCCCGCCGCGCACCAAACAGUACAAGGGCAAGCCCGUCGUGUCUCUGCAGAGCUUCCUCGACAAGGGCAAGGUGCUACCGCGGUUCGGACCGUACGAGAAGGAGAGAGAGGCAUCGGUGCACGCGGCUCGGCAGCGGGGUGCCCUUCAGCCUGAGCCAGAGCCGCCGCGGGUAGCAGCCGCCCCGCAAAAGCCGGUCCCCAGAGUUCAGGACAUCGUGGGCGCGGCCGUGGCCAGCAUCGGCUCCUACAAGAGCCUGGACAACACCGCGCAAGUGGUGGCGCUGGUAGACGAGGACACGUGCAUUAAUUGUGGCAAAUGCUACAUGGCAUGCAAUGACUCUGGAUACCAGGCCAUCAACUUUGACUCUGACACUCAUCUCCCGAAAGUAAAUGAUGACUGCACAGGAUGCACACUGUGUGUCUCAGUUUGCCCCAUCAUUGACUGCAUAACAAUGGUUCCGAAGACUAUACCACAUGUGAUCAAGAGAGGGUACCCUAUUACCAUCAAAGAAACGAAAAUUGGAGAGUGCCAAUAAUUAAAAACAGUGGUUACCUUUAUUCUCAUUCUAGAAAUCAAAAAACCGAAAAGAGGCAGAAGAAGAUUGGAAAAUGAAUGGGGAAGGACGGGGGAAUGAGAUUUUAGAAUAUGCAUUUGAUUUAAAAAUUGCAAAAUGGUAUACUAUUUUUCAAAUGAGAGAAUGCAGUUUAUACUCACAACAUACAUUUAUUGUGGAUUAUGUUAAUGAAAAAUCAUCUAAUCAUACAUAAACAGGAAGAAGGUCUUUUAUAAUACUGCACAGUACAAAUGACGAAGAUGAGCUUCCGCUACAAUGUCAAAAAUAACUUUCUUUUUUUAUACACCAAAAAAAAAAAAAAAGGUAAAGGAAAAAGUGAAA